CUCUGUCGUUUACGUUCGACCGAUCCUUCUUCCACCAUGGCGUCUGCGAGCAGCUCCGCACAGGCCGCCUUCGGGCUGGGCCGGAGGAAGAAGAACCCCGGCCUCCUGGACCAGAUCGGAAAGUUCUUUGGAGGCGACAAAAAGAGGAAGAGUAAGGGAUCUUUCCGAGGUGCUCUCUCUCCAGCUCCUCAGAAAGCCUCUACUUCUCCUCGGAAGCGUGGAGCUGAGAACGCUGUCGUCCAUUUCUUCCGUACGAUCGUGAGCCCGGCCCCGCCCAAGUCCAGGUGGAGAGGACUAGCAGCCAAGAUAGGCCUGGGUGACCAGAAGUCACAGUCAGCUAAAGCCAAGAAGGCCGGAGCAGGGGACGGAAAAGGAACCCUGACCAGGAUCUUCAAAAUGUGAUGAUCAGCUGAUCCGUGUGAGGAAGCAGGAGCGCUUCUCCCGCCAAACGCUGACGUCCCCCCCCCCCCACACCGCCGCCACCACCAUCACCCCCCCCCCCCUUCCAACAGCAUGAUGGCGGAUGUUCAACACCAACGGGGCUAAAGUGGGGACAAAGAGGAACAAAAGGAGAACAUCUUCGACCCGCCCCCCCCCCCCCCCCGACUCCAUCUCAUAACCCUCUAAUGUUUGCUAACCCCUCCCCUCCCCUCAUCCUCAUUGACCCCGCCCCCUCCCUCCCUAUUGGCUGGUAGAUAGCGACACAAUCUGUUGCCCCCCCCCCCCCCCCCCCUUUGCAUGAGUCUGUGCAGUCAUCAUGGGUGUGAACUGUUUUUGCCGAACGUGACCCUGAAGCCGCUCACAUGUGCAGCCUGAAUGACCCCUGACCUUUGACCCCUGCCCGCUGCCGCCGCUCUCUUUUUCUGUGCUUGAGUUCGUGUCGGUUCUCGUUUAACUAACGAAGGCGGGGUCGUACAGAAACCCGACCCGGACGGCGUGAAAGCUGAGGCCGGUUUGCCGAGUCCCGUUGACUCGACCGUUGCCGUCGUGGUUCGGUUCUGAGUAAAGACCGGGUCGGUUCUGUUCGGACGGAGCGGUUUUUUGUCUUGUCUGGUCGUCUGCGUCUCCUCGUUUACGUCCUGACUUUUAUUUAACACGUUUGACAUUAUUACGAAGGCCGCUAGAGUCCAAAUGUGUCGGACUGGGCCUCGUCGUUCUUAAGCGUCUCGUCUCUCUGUGUCGGUUCCGUUUGGUGUUUUUUGGCGUCAGGCUGGUUUUGUUUUUCAUGGUUUUCUAAAACUUCUAAGUAUUUUUUUUUUUGGUGAGAUUCACAGAAUAAAUAAAUAAAUGAAUAAAUAAAUAAAUAAAUAAAUAAAUGAGUCGUUUCUAAUCUUUGGUUUCUUUUCCAGCCUGGGAGAUAACGCCACGCUAGCCGUCUUCCCCGUUUCUGUGACUAAAACAUUUCCGUAGGUUUUAGAUUUCGCCAAAAACCUGUUUCGUGACGCUUCAUUCUAGUCUAGGUCACUCCAUUUUCUGCACAGCACGGAAAUAAAACGAAAAAAAAACCAAAACCGAACCAAGUGCCUUUUCUUGUCCGACCAAACCUCGGUGCUGUGUUUCAGAUUCAGACGGUGCUCUGUGACUAACCUCGUACUGACUCCAUGUUCUACGAUGUUUGUUGAGAAUGUUCAGGUUGAAAAUGUUCUAAAAAGUAAAGGAAAACUCCCAUCAUGCAUCUGUUUCAUUCACCACCACCCCCCCCGCCUUGUGACUGCUGUAAACGAGUGUUUUAUUGUGAAUGUGAAUGAAUGUACGUGUAAUAAACAUGACCAGCCACUUAACGGAAAAUAAAAAAAUAAAAAAUCAUAAAAGCUC
Molecule: messenger RNA, 1815 nt
Organism: Sphaeramia orbicularis (orbiculate cardinalfish)
Lineage: Eukaryota; Metazoa; Chordata; Actinopteri; Kurtiformes; Apogonidae
Product: myelin basic protein-like
Exons: 7
Coding region: 37-402 (121 amino acids)
Molecular function (GO): structural constituent of myelin sheath
Source: RefSeq, a predicted model, not a curated record